UCUCUUCAUUGUUGGACACAAAUAGUUCACAAGUAAAAAAUGGCAACUAUGAAGAUGCUCAUGAUAUUAGUGGUGGCUGCAACUUUGUUUUGCAGCCACCACCACCAAGCGGUCGUGGCGAGAGAAGUCGUUGUGGAUGUGGUCGAUGAUGGAAACGGGUUACAAGUAAUGUGGCCAUGGGAUAUCCCAUGUUAUUUGCCGUGGCCAUUCCCGUUUCCACGACCAUGGCCAUGCCCUCCUCCACCACCACGACCGAGUCCACAUCCUCCCCCUCCCCCUCCGCACUCGCCUCCACCUCCACCUCCAUUCUCACCACCCCCUCCUGCCCCGGCAACAAGUUGCUCAGCUAGUGACAAAGAAAAGGUGAAGACGUGCAUGUACAACACAACUUCAAUCGAUGAAUGUUGCCCAACAUUCCAAAGCAUACUCGGCACUAGUUGCCCUUGCUACAAGUAUGCUGAGGAUUUGGACAAUCAAAUCUUGAUCACUCUUGAAGCUUAUUGUGAUGUCGAUACCCCUUGUAAAGGCGUGCCAGUCAUUAAGCUAUCCAAGGAUGAUGAGUGAAGAAGAAGUGUUUAAUGCUUAAUUCCAGAUCUUGUAAUAUUGUAUUGUAAUAAAAGUUUGACAUAUCUGUCAAAAUUUAAAAUCGA
Messenger RNA from Solanum dulcamara, 650 nucleotides. Its product is annotated as probable pathogenesis-related protein ARB_02861. The transcript has 2 exons. The coding region runs from base 40 to 564 and encodes 174 amino acids. The record is from RefSeq and is a predicted model, not a curated record. NCBI's taxonomy places the organism in Eukaryota, Viridiplantae, Streptophyta, Magnoliopsida, Solanales, Solanaceae.